Messenger RNA from Stegastes partitus (bicolor damselfish), 1995 nucleotides. Its product is annotated as intracellular protein transport protein USO1-like. The transcript is spliced from 26 exons. The record is from RefSeq and is a predicted model, not a curated record. NCBI's taxonomy places the organism in Eukaryota, Metazoa, Chordata, Actinopteri, Pomacentridae. Bases 1 to 1995 code for a protein of 664 amino acids. Gene Ontology annotation, molecular function: protein binding.
AUGACGCACAGUCGACUGAAAGAGGCCGAGAGACAAGUGGACGAGCCGAACACGGCAGACUCAGCAGAGUCAGUGGAUGUUUCAGCUCUGACCAACAGACUGAAGGAAGCCGAACAUCGAUUGGAUGAACUGCAGAAACAAACAGCAGCUGUCAGCAGCUUGUCGUCUCAGGAUGAACAUCUGUCGGCUGUGAAGAGUCUCCUGCUGCAGCUGGUGACCAACAGCUCAGGUCAGACUGAUUCACUGCAGCAGCUACACUUCAGAUUCAACUCUGCUGAGAGUCAGAUCCAACAGCUGCAGACUGAAACCACAGACAUGUUGAACAGGCUUAGAGUCGGUGAGAAACAGCUGGAAGAGCUGAAGACAGAAAACACAGAUGUGUUGAACAGGCUGAGAGUCGGUGAGAAACAGCUGGAAGACCUGAAGGCAGAAAACACAGAUUUGCUGAACAGACUGAAAGUCAGUGAGAAACAACUGGAAGAGCUAAAGUCAGCAUACACAGAGGUGCUGAACAGACUGAGAGUCGACGAGAAACAGCUGGAAGAGCUGAAGACAGAAAACACAGCUGAGCUGACAGCUGUGACUCUCAGACUGAACUUCACUGAUCAGCAGGUGGAUCAACUGAAGACACAAAGUGCAGUUCAGACUGGUUCAGUUCAGCAGCUGCUGGUCAGAUUAAAUUCUGCUGAGCAUCAGAUUCAUCAGCUGCAAACUGAAACCACAGAUCAAAUCUCUAAACUGUUGAACCUGCAGAGAAAACUGAACACAAGUGAGAGUCAGCAGGGCGACGUGAACACAGAGGUGUUGAGCAGACUGGGAGUUGGUGAGAAACAGCUGGAAGAGCUGAAGACAGAAAACACAGACGUGUUAAUAAGAUUAAGAGUCAGCGAGAAACAGCUGGAUGACCUGAAGACAGAAAACACAGACGUGUUGAACAAACUGAGAGCUGGAGAGAAACACCUGGAAGAGCUGAAGACAAAAAACACAGAUCAAACCUCCCAACUGAUGAACCUGCAAAGAAAACUGAACAUGACUGAGAGUCAGCAGGACAAAGUGAACACAGAGGUGUUGAGCAGAUUCAGAGUCAGCGAGAAACAGCUGGAAGACCUGAAGAUAGAAAACACAGAUCAAACCUCCCAACUGAUGAACCUGCAGAGAAGACUGAACGUAACUGAGAGUCGGCAAGAUGACGUGAACACAGAGAUGCUGAGCAGAUUGAGGGGCAGCGAGAAGCAGCUGGAAGAGCUAAAGACAGAAAACACAGAUCAAACCUCACAACUGAUGAACCUGCAGAGAAAACUGAACAUAACUGAGAGUGAGCAAGACGACGUGAACACAGAGGUGUUGAGCAGACUGAGAGUUGGAGAGAAACAGCUGAAAGACCUGAAGAUGGAAAAUACAGCCGAGCUGACAGCUGUGACUCUCAGACUGAACAAAACUGAGCUGCAGUUGAGCGAACUGAGGACUCUGAACACAGUGCGAGCUGCUGAGCUGGUUUCUGUUUCAGAUCGACUGACAGCAGCUGAGAGAGACGCUGAAGAACUGCAGGUCAGACUGAGAGCUGAGGAGGCUGCAGCCAAUGAAGAUGAGCUGAAGGUGGCGUUUUCAGCCGGUCUGACAGAUUCAGGAUCAGUUGGUCCGUUUGAUGAAGAAACAACUCUGAUUUUCUCCAAAACCAUCACCAACAUCGGCCGAGCCUACGACCAGACUGCAGGUGUGUUCACGGCUCCAGUCAGAGGAGUUUACUUUUUCAGCUUCACGGCUGCAGAUUACCUCAAAGGCUACAUGGGUCUGUACCUGUACUGGAACAACCAGCCAGUUGUCUUCAACUUGGAGCUGAACGACCACGGCGGCUACGCCUCCACGUCCAACGCUGUGGCUCUGCAGCUGGAGGAGGGUGACCGGAUCCGCCUCAGCCUGCCGGCCAGCUACCGGCUCUACGACGACAACCGAAACUUCAGCGUGUUCUCUGGCUUCCUGCUGUUCCAGCUGUGA